Molecule: messenger RNA, 1407 nt
Organism: Kwoniella shivajii
Lineage: Eukaryota; Fungi; Basidiomycota; Tremellomycetes; Tremellales; Cryptococcaceae
Exons: 5
Coding region: 1-1407 (468 amino acids)
Molecular function (GO): protein binding
Source: RefSeq, a predicted model, not a curated record
AUGUCAAGCCAACAGCAUCACGAAGAAGACGAUCACGAUCACGAUGACCCCAAUUUGGACGAAGAGGAUAUCGUGGAAGUGGUAGAAGAUGAAGGUGACGAGCCCAUGGACGACGAGGAUGACAACGAACAAUACGAUGGUGAGAUCAUCAUUGGUGGUCCCGGACCAGGAGAGGACGAUAUGGUGAUGGAUGAUGAAGGCGAGAUGAGAGAGGAUAACUCUUGGGGCGCUAGUGCAUUGCAUUCAUCUCAGCAAUCUAUAUUCACAAUCUCACUCCAUCCUUCAUUCCCAAAUCCUCCAUUGGCAGUAUCAGGUGGAGAAGACGAUGCUGGAUUCUUGUUCUGUCCUAUUCCGACUGAUCCAAGCUCGUCAGGAUCUGCUUUCAACUCGGAUAAUUUCCCUCCUACUAAAUUGACUGGACAUACAGAUUCAGUCGUUGCAGCAGGAUGGAGUUUCGAUGGUGAAAUGGUAGCCACGGGUGGUAUGGAUGGAAAAGUCAGAGUCUGGAGAAGAGUGAAAGGUAGAAAUGGAUCAGCGGAACCUCAAGGUGAUUCACAUUCUAUAGAUGAAUGGAAACAUUGGGAAUUCUUGACUAGUUUGGAAACGGGAAGUGAAAUCACUUGGCUUCAAUGGCACCCUAAAGGUAAUGUUCUCGCUGCAGGUUGUGAAGAUGCUACUGUAUGGAUGUGGAAUUUACCAUCCGGAAACACUCUUACCGUACUUUCAUCUCAUACUUUCUCCACGACCGCUGGAAUCUUCCCACCACCAUUAGGCCGACAGUUGUUGACAGCAUCAUUGGAUUCCUCACUGGUUUUAUGGGAUCCCAAAACAUCUGUACCGAUUUGGAAAUCAUCAAAAUUCAUGACAGCGAAUUCGCCUGAAUUGGAUCCUGCAGAACAUGGAAUCACUUCAUUAGCAGUUUCACCCAAUGGUCAAAUUGCAGCAGUCGGAAGCAGUGCGGGCAAAGUCAAACUUGUCAGUUUACACAAAGGUGAUACGUUGAACACACUUGUAGGACAUGCGCAAGGUGAAAGUAUUGAGGCGUUGGUUUUUGUCGAUUUACUCGGUGGCGCAGCAGGUGGUGGUAAAGGUGUCGUCUGCGUUUCAGGCGGUACAGACGGAAAGGGUUUCGUAUGGGAUGUAAAUACAGGUAGAGUACGAGCAGAAUUACAACACGACGAACCAAUCACUUCCAUCGCUGCUCAUCCCUCGCCAUUCCUCCAUCAAGUAACUACAGCUUCAGCAGACUCGACUCUGAAAACAUGGGACAUCCGAACCGGUGCUCUCCUGGCUACCCACAAAGGUCACGCCGGCGUAGUCAAUGGCGUGGCUGUCGCUCCCGUUGAAGGUGGUCAAGUCAUAAUUAGUGCAGGUGACGAAGGAGUCAGCCUGAUAUGGAAACUUUAG